ACUGCAACAAUUAGAAAAGAAUGAUGGCUGACACUACGUCACAGUGGAGCAAUAAAAAUGGCCGGGGGCAGGGGGAAGAAGUAGUUUGAUUUAUCAUAAAAUAUUGGCCACACACCAGCGCGUUUCUUUAUAAUUUCCUAAGAAAAAGAAAAAGAUAAAAACCUAGUUUUAUAACACCAAAUCUCAAAGAAUUCUAUCCUUUUCUUUCCCGCAGCUGAAAUUUCUUCUCAAUAAUCCGAGUUUCAUUCUCCCUCUUUUUAUAAUAAAUUUUGAAAAAGCUUCGACAAGAGGCAACGUUUACGUAUUUAAGAUAUUAUUUAUAGGCCUUAUUUUAAUGAAAUUACAAUGUGUUUAUUAAAAAAUAUUAUUUGUAGAAAACAGUUUAAAUUAAAGAAACGUUCUGUACUUGCACGUUAUUGCGAGUGGUACAUCUUAUAUUCUAUUAUAGGCGUUCUCGCAAAGUCACCAAUAGCUGGAGUAGCUUAUGCACCCUCUAAUUUUAGCAUAAUUUUAUCUGCUUUUGGAUCGACGAACGAACAUAUUUUCAAAUUAAUAGGAAAUUAUAAAUCUGAGGUAAAUAAUUGGGUGCCUCAAUAAAUAUAUGUAAUUAGGCAAAUAACUGGACAUAUUGUUUAAGAUUUUUCAGAAAAUGUUUCCCUUCAGUAAUGAUUUUUCUAAAGAGGGUUUUGUAUUCUUGACAACCUGUGCCCAACCGAAAAGUAGGGGCUACAUCAUACUGAAAUCGAAUAAUUAUAAGACCGCCCCAAUAAUUAAUCCGAAUUAUUUGGAACAUAAAUAUGACAUCGAGUGUACAAAAAAAGCUGUAAAAGUGUUGAAGAAACUAAUUGAUACGAAACCAUUUCAAAAAAUUGGGGCCAAAAUCCACUGGCCGUAUAUUGAAGAAUGCAGUCAGUGGAGGGAUGAACAAGGAAACAAUACAGAAAAUUUCUUGGAAUGUUUAAUACGAUUUUGUUCAAUGACUGGGUAUCAUCCUGCUGGAACGUGUGCAAUGGGGGGCCAAAACGAUUCAAAUGCUGUACUUGAUAGCUUUUUUAGGGUGAACAGUAUUAAGAAUCUGCGCAUAGUUGAUGGUAGUGUUUUGCCCACACCAGUUUCUACAUUUCCAAACUCAAUAAUUGCUGCCCUUGCAGAUUAUGCAUCCGAAAUUAUACAAUUAACGUAUCCAGAAAGCGAAUGAUUUCUUCAAUUAUUAUUGUCACAAAACGAUUUUUGUUUAAAUAUUUUACUAUUUAUGUAUCCAUACCAUUUUCCUUUUUAAUUGUAAUAUGAAGAAGUAACAGCUGAUAGGGUGAACAGGUUUCUAUAACAUUUGGUGUUGCAAUGAAUCAUAAAUCUUAUUCAUCUUAUCAGCUCUGAUUUCCACAUACAUAAAUUAUAAUGUCAACCGCUAAAUACUUUUUUUUAUCCGACAUGAGUUGCGAAUUAAAAUUUAAUAUGAAAGAUUUUGAUACAAACAUUCUUUAAAGAAAUAUAAACCAUUUAUUUUUUAUGUAACGCAUUAUAAAAUGUUAUCUCUUAAUUAAAUAGUAAUAAAAUCCAUUAUAACAAAAACUUAUUGUCCACAUCACGUCAUGUUGUUAUAAAAACGUUUUUCGUU
Molecule: messenger RNA, 1618 nt
Organism: Agrilus planipennis (emerald ash borer)
Lineage: Eukaryota; Metazoa; Arthropoda; Insecta; Coleoptera; Buprestidae
Product: neither inactivation nor afterpotential protein G
Exons: 3
Coding region: 650-1198 (182 amino acids)
Molecular function (GO): flavin adenine dinucleotide binding; oxidoreductase activity, acting on CH-OH group of donors
Source: RefSeq, a predicted model, not a curated record